Didymosphaeria variabile is the source of this 2550-nucleotide messenger RNA. RefSeq lists its product as uncharacterized. NCBI's taxonomy places the organism in Eukaryota, Fungi, Ascomycota, Dothideomycetes, Pleosporales, Didymosphaeriaceae. Gene Ontology annotation, cellular component: kinetochore. The coding region runs from base 1 to 2550 and encodes 849 amino acids. The transcript is spliced from 4 exons. The record is from RefSeq and is a predicted model, not a curated record.
AUGGAUUCUUACACUUCGCAAGACACGGACACGUACCGACGACGGUCUCCCGGUCCCGGUUCCGGGGACCGACGCAAUCGGCAGAGUCGGGGACGAUCGCGUUCACCUCAGAACAUCGAUCGUUACCAGCCCGACCGGAACCGCGACUAUGACUAUCGCCCUCGCGAGGGCGGCCGGCGCCGAUCGUCCCCACCGCCUGUUCAGGCUGGUAUCGAUAGAUACGUUCCCGGCCAGGACAGCUUCACUCCGACUUUUACAAGCAAUCCAAUGCCCAAUCCUAUGACACUCGAAUAUCAGGUCGGGUUCAAUUUCUUUGCAGAAUGGUGGCGUGUAGAACAGAUCAUCAAGGAAGAGAAGGAGCGUGCGAAGAACGGUGGAAGGAAGCCAGGCCUUAAGGGCGAGCGUGAGGCUCGGGAGGAACGUGGUAAAGAGCGUGAGCUGAUACAGGCGGCCUACGAUGAGUACAAGGAAAAGCUGCAAGUGCAGAUGGCCAAAACCUUCGUGGACAAACAUAAAGGCGAAGAGUGGUUCAAAGAACGCUACGACUCGGAUUACCGACAAGCGUUCCGCGAGAAACUGCGAGGCUAUCGACAUGCCAUUUACCAGGAUUGGACGCGCCAAGUCGACGAUGGAUACUUUGACGAGUUCACGCUCGAAGGUAUCUAUAAGAAUGAGUCCAAUGGUGCCGGUGGUCUUGUUGAGAAAGAGGAAGGAGAAACUACCGCAGCGAACGAAGUUCUUGGUGUAGGUGACCUCUUGCCUUGCAAAGGCGGAGAGUUGCGUGACGAGGCUGCUCUGCAACCCACAUUGCUGAUCAAGACCAUUGCGCCGACUGUUAACAGGGACAAGGUCGAGGACUUCUGCAAAGAACACCUUGGUGAAGGUGCUGGUGGUUUCAAGUGGCUGAGCAUGAGUGACCCUAAUCCGCUUAAGAAGUGCCAUCGCAUCGGAUGGGUUAUUCUUCAUCCUAGUGACGAACAGUCUAUGAUCAUCGAUGAUCGUGGUGAUGGUCGAGUAGAGGAAGAGGGCGAAGACCGUGCCGUUGAUGAAAAACCAAACGUGUCACCCCUUGGAACCGCACAAAAGGCCCUUGAAGCCCUCAAUGGCAAGACAGUCAUUGAUGAUCAACGCGGAAACUUCACUUGCCAUGUAGGAGUUCACGAGCCACCUGCUGCACCUCGUAAAAAGGCGCUUUGGGAUUUGUUCUCGGCACCCGAGAGAAUUGAGCGUGAUCUGGAGCUCGCCGAGCGCUUGGCGAACAAACUCGAUGCCGAGAUGAGGGAGGGUCAUGAAGAGGAGCUCGGUGAAGUCGCUGGUGUUGCCAAAAUCGAACAACGCGUGGAAGACCUGCGCUCCAAAGGCUGGCUCCAGCCUCCAGCCAAUGCUCCAACUGUCGUCAAGAAGGAGCGAGACCCUGAAGAUCUCGAAGAAGGCGAGGAUGAGACGAUGGACGAUGACGAAGAGGGUGUCGUUGAUGAUGAGGUCGACGAUGAGGAGCUUCUAGCUAAAAAGAAGAAGCUCGAUCUCCUCAUCGAGUACCUUCGUCGGGUCUACAACUUCUGCUUCUUCUGCGUCUUCGAGAGCGACUCUGUACACGAAUUGAUCCGAAAAUGCGCUGGAGGUCAUCUUCGCCGACCCCGCGCAAGCCUGACAACGGCUGCCAAAGCCACGGCGAGGGCAACAGCCAACGGACAGCCUUUCCCUUAUAAGAAGCAAGAGUCUACGGGAGAGGGUGAGGGCGAAGGUAGUCCUGUCGAGGUCAAGCAGACGCCAAAGCUGAGCGGUAAGACACAGCAGCAAUUGCAGAGAGCCUUCAACUGGGUCAAGACGUAUGAAGAGAAAUUGCUGCAGCUGCUCGAGCCCGAGAAUAUCGACAUUCGAAAGCUGGGCGGAAAACCCCUCGAGGAAGCUGUCGAGGACGAGUUGGCUAAGUAUGUCAAGCAAGAAGAUGAGUCAAAGUGGCGUUGCAAAGUUCCAGAGUGCACGAAGUUGUUUAAGGGACAGAACUUCUGGCGUAAGCAUAUCGAGAAGAGGCACGCAGAGUGGGUUGAGAAGUUGCACACCGAUCUUCAAUUGGUCAAUACCUAUGUUAUGGACCCUGCGCAUAUCGCACCCUCGCGUAGUGAUGCGAACAGCAACGGACAUUUUCCAAUGGGUAAUCACGUUGCCGCCACCGGAACACCUCGUGGAUUCAACUUGGCUAAUAUGAACAUCAACCUAGCGAACCCGGGGGCCAACUUUCAAGGACUCUUCAAUCCUGCGAUGAGCAACUGGGAUCCGAACUUUUCCUCCGACGGACACCAAGCAGGCCCUGCGCGACGUGGUGGACACCGAUUCAACAACCGAUCAGGCCCCUACGACAGGCAAAAUCGCGACGGUCGCAACCGUGGCAAUGGCCGCUUGACGCCCCCUCCCCGCAACGGCCGAGGAGGCCCUCGCUUCGGUGAAGGCGGACCGGGUCCUAUGCAGUCGACUCAAGGACGGUCCAUUAAGAGUUACGAUGACCUGGACGCUGUCGGUUCGGGCGGCACUGGCGAGCUCAACUACUGA